This is a messenger RNA of Nerophis lumbriciformis (worm pipefish), 1290 nucleotides long. The record is from RefSeq and is a predicted model, not a curated record. NCBI's taxonomy places the organism in Eukaryota, Metazoa, Chordata, Actinopteri, Syngnathiformes, Syngnathidae.
AUGCCUCCGAAAAAGCCGGCUCCGGCCGCGGGUAACAAGAAAACGCAAGAAAAGAAGAAGGAAAAGAUAAUUGAGGACAAAACAUUUGGCUUGAAAAACAAGAAAGGUGCCAAGCAACAAAAGUUUAUCAAGAACGUCACACAGCAAGUCAAAUAUGGACAACAAAACGCUCGACAGGUGGCACAGGCCGAAGCAGAGAAGACCAACAAAAAGACGGACAAGAAGAAAGAAUUGGAUGAGCUCAAUGAGCUUUUCAAACCUGUUGUCGCUGCCCAGAAAGUCAGCAAAGGUGUGGACCCCAAGUCUGUUCUUUGCGCCUUCUACAAGCAGGGCCAGUGCACCAAAGGGGACAAGUGCAAGUUCAGCCACGACUUGUCUAUGGAGCGGAAGUGUGAGAAGAGGAGCGUCUAUGUGGACGAGCGGGACGAGGAGCUGGAGAAAGACACCAUGGACAACUGGGAUGAAAAGAAGCUGGAGGAGGUAGUCAACAAGAAACACGGCGAGGCCGAGAAAAAGAAAGCCAAAACUCAAAUUGUGUGCAAAUUCUUCCUGGAUGCCAUCGAGAACAACAAGUACGGCUGGUUUUGGGUGUGCCCGGCAGGUGGCGCCGACUGUAUGUACCGGCACGCCUUGCCACCUGGUUUUGUGUUGAAGAAGGACAAGAAGAAGGAGGAGAAGGAACAGGAGAUUUCCAUGGAGGAGCUGAUCGAGAACGAGCGUGCAGCACUCGGUGCCAGCGUGACCCGCAUCACUCUGGAAACGUUCCUAGCGUGGAAGAAGAGGAAAAGGCAGGAGAGGGUGGCCAAAGCCAAGGAGGAGAUGGAGAAGAAAAAAGCCGACUUCAAGGCCGGGAAGUCGCUGAUGGUCAGCGGUCGUGAAGUAUUUGAGUUCCGGCCGGAACUGGUGGAUGACGACGACGACGAGGCGGACGAUACUCGAUACGCCAACAAGGAAGGCGACGAGGACGUGAAUGACGACAGCGAUCAGGAGACCGACACUACGCAGGUCCAGGACAUCGACCUUUCGCGCUUUGUUCCUCAAGAAGUGGACAAUACGGGAAUCACUGUGGCAGCCGUGGACCGAUUCACCUCCAGGAGUAAAAAGGACCAGGACAACGACCAGCUAAACGGAGCGUGCGGCGGUUCCGAGACCAACGGGCCGUCGGGGGCUGAGGGAGGCGGGGAGGCUGGAGGAGGGGAAGAAGAUGUCCCAGUUGACGAGAACUUGUUCACCGGGGAAGAUCUAGAGGAGCUUGACGAGGAGCUCAACACGCUGGCACUGGACGACUGA